This is a messenger RNA of Brenthis ino (lesser marbled fritillary), 705 nucleotides long. The record is from the annotation of a GenBank genome assembly. Lineage: Eukaryota; Metazoa; Arthropoda; Insecta; Lepidoptera; Nymphalidae.
AUGUAUAAUCGUGCAGAGGGAGCGUUCAAAAAAUUGAAGCCAGAGCCUGGUGGGACGAGCACGUCAGGAGGCACGUCAGCACUGUCCCCUUCACUGGGUCCUCAACAUGCGGGUCACACACCCACUACAGCUUCCUGUCCCACACCUGCGAGACGACGUCAUAGAACUACAUUUACUCAGGAACAGCUUGCGGAGUUAGAGGCAGCGUUUGCAAAAUCUCACUAUCCAGACAUUUACUGCAGAGAGGAGCUCGCAAGGACAACGAAGCUCAAUGAAGCGAGGAUACAGGUGUGGUUUCAAAACCGCCGGGCGAAAUAUCGUAAGCAAGAGAAGCAGUUACAGAAAGCGCUUGCACCAGCAGUGCUGCCGGGCUGCAACGGCAUGAUGAGAAAUAUCCAAGGCUACAGAGGCUACCAACCAUACCCUCACCCUAACACUAUUAAUAGAUAUCCACAGCAUCACGGCAGCUAUGAAGAGCUACAAAAGGAUAUAUUUUCUUUGUCGCAAAUGGGCGGCGGCUCGUACCCAAUGCCGCAAGGUUUCUCUAUGGGUCACAGCGCCAACAUGACUGCCGUCGGCAUGCGACAAGAUACUAUGGGUAUGAGCGCGGAGGACGAAUGGUACAACAAAUCGCUCUCCGCGCUACGAAUGAACAGCGGGCACCACGCGAACCUCGCGGCAGCCCCAAUGCUGCAGUACCAGACC